Molecule: messenger RNA, 744 nt
Organism: Periconia digitata
Lineage: Eukaryota; Fungi; Ascomycota; Dothideomycetes; Pleosporales; Periconiaceae
Source: the annotation of a GenBank genome assembly
AUGGGAAACUUCAUCAUCGCAGUCAUCUCGGCGUUCGCAGCCAGCGCCUCAGCUGCUUGCGACCGCUCCCUAUUGACUGCUGCCACAACAGACCUCUAUACCUCUCAAACCAACGGCAAGCUCACUGGAACCUCCUUCGCAAACAACACAAGCAUCAAGUACACCGAAAAUCGGAAAGCGGCCAGCAUCGCGCAGGGUAUUCUGUCCCACUCUCUGACGAUUAAUCAUAAUCGCAGUCAACACGAUGUGGCGCAAUGCGCCGCUUUCAGUGAAUAUAUCGUCACGGGCUCCAAGCCAUAUGUGAUUGCGACUCAGCUUCGUCUGGACAACUCGACGAACAAGGUGGCGCAGAUUGAUAGCAUUGUGACGACAACGGGAGAUUGGCUGUUCAACGUGACGGGGACUGCGUAUUGGGCUGCCCAAGAAAAAUGGGAUAUGAUUCCAGAGGGCAAGCGCGAUAGUCGUGCAGUCAUCAAGGCAGCUGCCGAUGCUUAUUGCGAUCUGUUCAACGACAAAACGGUGAAGGUCCCCUGGGGUUCGCCUUGUGCCCGACUUGAGGGAGGCAUGUACACUGGAAAGGGUCAAGCCAGUGAUCGCUGUGAUGUCGGUGUCCCCAAUGGAGUCAAACUUGUCAACCGACAAUAUGUCAUUGACGAGGAGUAUGGGACGGUCGACAUUCAGAUGGACUUUGCCGGCACGGCAGGUGUCGGAGGUGGUUUACCUGAUAGCCAUGAAUUCCGGUGA